GUAGUUUGCUCUCAGUUUGACAAAGUUGGAACAAUCCAGGGUAAACCAGAUCUACUCUCCAUUAUGAUGCAUUCAUCACUGAUGGCAGUGCAUAUUCCUAAACCUAUUUUUGUGUAUGGGUAAAAAGGGCGACCAAGUAUAUGCCUUUUGGAGACCCCGUGCACCAUCUGGAUUUGCUGUACUUGGAGAUUGUUUGACGCCACUGAACGAGCCACCUUCUAAAGGGGUUCUUGCUGUAAACACAAGCUUGGUAAAAGUAAAGAGGCCUGUGUCAUUCAGCUUGAUUUGGUCUUUCAGUCCGGAGAACACUGCUAGCAGCAGCUAUGAUUUAUUGAUAAACGUUCCAAACAAGAAUGAUAGCUCGUCAAAUGAAAGCUGUUCCAUUUGGUUCCCAGUUGCACCUAAAGGCUAUGUGGCAGUUGGUUGUGUGGUUUCCUAUGGAAGGGGACAACCAUCAUUAUCUUCUGCUUUGUGUAUCUUGUCUUCCUUAGUGUCUCCAUGUGCAGUGAAAGACUGCAUUGCAUUUCAAAUGGCUGAUAUGGCAUUUUGGCGAGUGGAUAACUCAUUUGGGUCCUUUUUGCCUGCAAACCCUGACAUGAGCAUUAAUGGAAGGGCGUAUGAUCUCCAUUGUAUGAUCUUUUGGCAAUCAGAGAAGCCUAGCAGGACUUUAAAAAGUUCAACCGCCCAAAAUAAUCAGCAAACCUCUAGUCAUGGUCCAUUACUUGAAGGACCCAUGUUGACCUCAAGGCGGCUUUUCGAAGUUGUGGCACGUUUCAAGUUAAUAUGGUGGAAUCAAGGAACAAACCCUCGGAAGAAAUUGUCUAUAUGGCGUCCUGUGGUUUCACAUGGGAUGAUUUUUCUUGGUGAUCUUGCCGUUCAAGGUUAUGAGCCUCCCAACUCAGCUAUCGUCCUUUAUGACACUGAUGAUGAAGGUUUUCUUAGACGCCCUCAGGACUUUCAACCUGUUGGACAUAUUAGAAAGUAUAAAGGAAGUGAUGGUAUAAAUUUCUGGCUGCCUCUUGCUCCUCCGGGAUUUGUUUCCUUGGGUUGUAUCGCAUCUAAAGGUCCACCCAAGAGUGAUGACUUCAACUCUUUAAGGUGCAUACGUAGUGAUAUGCUCAUAGGCGAUCAGUUUUCUGAAGAUAAUAUAUGGGAUACUUCUGAUACAUUGGCUUCAACUGAAUCGUUUAGCUUAUGGGGUGUUGGUUAUGAGGUGGGCACAUUUAUUGUCCGAAAAGGAUUUAAAAAGCCUCCAAAAAGGUUUGCUUUGAAGCUGGCUAUUCCAAAUGUAUCCAGUGGGUCAGAUGAUACGGUGAUUGAUGCAGAAAUUAAGACUUUUUCUGUGGCUAUUUUUGAUGAUUACGGAGGGCUGAUGGUUCCUCUUUUUAAUGUUUCUCUAAGUGGCAUUGGGUUUAAUUUGCAUGGAAGGCCUGACUAUAUGAAUUCUACUGUGAGUUUUUCAUUGGCUGCAAGGUCUUACAAUGAUAAGUAUGAUGCUUGGGAGCCUCUUAUUGAACCAAUGGAUGCAUUUCUAAGGUAUCAAUAUGAUCUAAAUACACCAGGCUCUGCUACCCAGGUUCGGAUAACCUCUACCAAGGAUCUCAACUUGAAUAUCUCUGUAUCUAAUGCGAACAUGAUUUUUCAAGCUUAUGCUAGCUGGAAUAACCUAAGCCUCGUUGAUGAACCUUAUGUAAAAAAUAUUUAUCAGGAAGUCAACCCGUCAAAAUAUGCUGAGGGAUCUGUAAUUGAUAUUGAUCAUAGAAGAAAUUAUUUCAUUAUUCCCCAAAACAAGCUUGGGCAAGAUAUAUUUAUCCGAGUUGCUGAAACAACGAGAUUGGCAAACAUAAUUAAGAUGCCAUCAGGAGGCAACAUACGUGUAAAAGUUCCUGUAUCAAAAAAUAUGUUGGACUCUCACUUGAAAGGUUGUAUCAAUAGAGUCUCUCAGUCAAUGUUGACGAUUAUCAUUUCAGAAGCUGAAUUUCCUACAAGGAAAGGAAUGGCAUCUUCCCAAUAUACUGUAGCAGCACGUCUUUUUUUAAUCCCUCCUACUGGGUCUUUUAGGAAACAACAGAGUGCUCGAACUUGUGGUGCCAUCCCUGAACCUUUAGAUGCUACGAAGUCCAGUGUAAAAUGGAGUGAAAUACUUUUCUUCAAAGUAGACAUUGUGGAUAAUUAUGCAAUGGAAUUCGUUGUCAUUGACAUGGGAAGAGGUGAGCCCGUAGGGAUAUAUUCUGCUCCUUUAAAGCAGAUAGCUUAUGAGGUUCAUCCUAGUUCCAGUUCGCAGAGCUCUUGCUAUGAUGUAACAUGGAGAGAUUUGUCAGCUAAAAGAACGGAUUUUCACAAUGAUGCUCAUGGAGAAGUGCAUGGAAGAAUAAAAUGUGCUGUACUACUUUCUAUUCAAGAUGACGUUAAUAAAGAGAACAAUGAUCAAAAUUCUGGGAGAAGAGUUGGAUUAAUACAGAUUAGUCCUACAAGGGAAGGACCAUGGACAACUGUGAGGUUAAACUAUGCUUCCCCUGCAGCAUGUUGGAGAUUGGGCAAUGACGUUGUUGCCAGUGAAUUAUCUGUGAAAGAUGGCAACAGAUAUGUGAGCAUACGGACUUUGGUUUCUGUUAUUAACAACACUAAUUUUAAUAUUGAUCUACGUCUUAAAUCAAAAUGUUCUAUUGAGAGCUUGGAUUUUUUGGGUGAUGAAAAUGAGAAUGGAAACAAAGGACCUGAUUAUAACAGAAUUCACAUGGAUGAAAUAUUUGAAACCGAAAAAUACAGUCCGUCUGGUGGUUGGGUCAGCUGUUCUCAGCAGUCGCCAUCCUCAAAUUCUUAUGCUGUAAGGUCAAUUAAAGAUGUGCAUCAGGAAUCGCCAAGUGCUAGUUUGCCAGAUGGUUGGGAAUGGGUUGAUGAAUGGCAGGUUGAUGCAACUUCAACAGAAACUCCUGAUGGCUGGGUUUAUGCACCUGAUACUGAGCAUCUGAAAUGGCCUGAAUCAUUAGAUAACGUAAAUGUCAUUAAUUAUGCAAGACAAAGAAGAUGGAUUAGGCGUAGAAAAUACACAUCGUAUGACACAGACAGUGUGAUUCCCGUUGGACUACUCGAACCAGGUCAUCUUAUUCCUCUGCCUCUCUCUUGCUUUGUGCAUCCUGUGGUUUCUUAUGUCUUACAGUUGAGGCCAGAAAUUUCCUAUGAAUCAAAAGAGUAUUCUUGGAGUUCUGUAGUAGACAAAUAUGUGCCGAAAGAGAACUUAGAUAAUUCUGAAGCCUCAGAAAUAUGUAUUUCUGCACUUAUUGAAGCUGAUGAGCUUUUAUAUUGCUCAGAAAUGAGUGAGCUUUCUUCAGAUAAGGACCAGGGUUUGUGGUUUUGUUUAAGCAUACAAGCCACACAAAUUGGAAAAGAUAUUCAGUCAAAUCCCAUACAUGAUUGGAAACUCACUAUAAGUUCACCUUUAUCUAUAACAAAUUUCCUCCCCUUUACUGCUGAAUUUGCUGUUAUUAGUAAAGAGGGUGGAGAAAGCACUACCUGCUCUCAGGGUACUCUCAUUCCUGGUAAACCUGUAAAGAUCUAUAAUGCUGAUAUGCAAAAACCAUUAUUCUUAUCAGUUCACCCACAAGGAGGUUGGGAUCUAAUACAUGAGCCCAUUCCCUUAUCAAGCCCAAGAAAAAUAUCAACCAAGAUGAUGAGUCUAAGAAAUUCUUAUUCGGGAAGGGUUGACAUGGUUAUCAUUGAACAAAAUAUAGACAAGGACAGUUUAAUUGCAAGAACAAUUCGAAUAUAUGUACCUUUUUGGAUUGCAAGUGCAAGAUGUCCGCCACUUACUUGUUACUUUAUGGACAAAUCUGCAAAAACGAAUAAGAGAAACUUUUCUAUCUUACCACAUUCUAAUAUGAAAACUCAAAAAGUUCUUUGGCAAAUCACUGAUGAGGAGAUGACUAAUGGAUACACCAUAGCUUCUGCACUUAACUUCAAAGAUUUGGGUAUAUCUGUAUCUUUAGAAAAACCUGGCAUAGAGCAGUUCAGUCCUGUUAGAGAUCUAUCUCCCCUUGGUGACAUGGGUGGUUCUAUUGAUCUUUAUGCUUAUAGCAAUGACGGAAAGUGUAUGAGGCUAUUUAUUUCCUCAAAGCCAUCCCCAUAUGAGUCUAUUCCUACAAAGGUUAUUUUGGUGUGUCCGUUUAUGACAUUCACAAACAGGCUUGGUAGAGACGUGCUCAUUAAGUUCAAUAUUGACGAUCAACCAAAGGUUCUGAAUGCUUCCGACACAAGGGUUUCUUUUGUUUAUUGUAAUGCAGGAACUGAAAAAAUUCAGGUUCGCCUGCAAAAUACAAGCUGGUGCUUACCUUUGGAAAUUGAGAAAGAAGACACCGUCACUAUUGCGUUGAGGGAGCAUCAUGGUGGUAGGACAUAUUUGAGGGUUGAGAUUCGUGGUUAUGAAGAGGGAUCACGGUUUUUAGUGGUGUUGCGUAUGGAACCAGAAAAUGGUCCUAUCAGGAUUGAGAACAGGAUGGCUGAUAGAACAGUGAGAUUUCGCCAAUCAGGUUUAGGUGAUGACUUUUGUAUUCAGUUGGAACCAUUAUCAACUUCAAACUUCUCCUGGGAUGAUCCUUAUGGGCAGAUAUGUAUAGAUGUUAGUAUUCAAGGUGGAGCUUAUGUCCAUAAUAUCCUCUUGGAGGAAGGCAAGGAUUCAACAGAUCUAAAGGCACAUGGAGUUCAACUUUGUGUCGAAGAAACUGGAGAUAUCAGAGUUGUAAGAUUUGUGGAUGACAAAAGAAUAGUUCUAUCAGAAUCAAAGAAAAGGACUGAACCGCUUGAUAAAAUUAACAACUCAUCAUUGAAUGAGAUGCAAGUCAGCCCCUCCCCCCUGGAGCUUAUAAUUGAGCUGGGGGUUGUUGGCAUAUCCUUGAUUGAUCAUCAUCCUAGAGAGCUCUUGUACCUUUACUUGGAGAAAGUCUUUAUUUCAUAUUCAACAGGGUAUGAUUCUGGGAAAACAAACAGGUUCAAGCUCAUUCUUGGUCAGCUGCAGCUUGACAACCAGCUGCCGUUGACAGUGAUGCCUGUUCUCUUGGCACCUGAAGACAUGCCAGAUACAAGUCAUCCAGUUUUUAAAACCACCAUCACUUUAAGCAAUGACAGUUUAGAUGGUGCUCAGGUCUAUCCAUAUAUUUAUGUUCGGGUAAUUGACAAGUGCUGGAGAAUAAACAUCCAUGAACCAAUUAUAUGGGCAUUGGUUGAUUUCUACAAUAAUCUUCGUUUAGAUAGUAUCCCCAGCACCUCAGAAGUUGCUCAAGUUGAUCCAGAGAUACGUAUUGACUUGAUAGAUGUUUCAGAGAUAAGGUUGAAACUAUCUCUAGAGACUUCUCCAAAUCAAAGACCUCAUGGAGCCCUUGGUAUGUGGGGCCCAAUAUUGUCAGCUGUUGGGAAUGCAUUUAAACUUCAGCUUCAUUUAAGGAAAGUCAUGCAUCGAAGUCGGUUCAUGAGGAAAAGCUCCAUUCUUCCUUCUAUUGUGAAUCGUGUCAAGAGAGACCUUAUUCACAACCCUUUACAUAUAAUAUUCUCUGUGGACGUAUUGAGCAUGACAAAAUCAACUUUGGCCUCUCUCAGUAAAGGAUUUGCAGAGCUUUCAACAGAUCGACAGUUUUUGCAGUUGCGCUCAAAACAGGUUUGGUCAAGGAGGAUAACUGGUUUUGGUGAUGGAUUUCUUCAAGGAACUGAAGCUUUUGCACAGGGUGUAGCUUUUGGUGUGACAGGGGUGUUGACAAAGCCUGUUGAGAAUGCUAGACAACAUGGGUUUUUAGGACUUGCUCAUGGAAUUGGACGUGCUUUUCUUGGAGUUGUUGUCCAGCCGCUAAGUGGGGCGUUAGAUUUUGUUUCGUUGACAGUAGAUGGCAUUGGUGCCAGUUUUGUCAAAUGCUUAGAUAUCAUAAAUAACAAAGCAACUGCACAGAGAAGAAGAAAUCCUCGUGCCAUUCAGGCAAAUGGUGUUAUUAAAGAGUACUGUGAAAGAGAGGCAGUUGGGCAGAUGAUUCUUUAUUUAGCGGAAGCCAGUAGACACCUGAGUUGUACUGAUCUAUUCAAAGAGCCUUCAAAAUAUGCUUGGUCUGAUUUUUAUGAAGAUCAUUUCAUUGUGCCAUACCAAAGGAUUGUUCUGGUAACAAGCAAGCGUGUCAUGCUACUUCAGUCUUUAUCACUUGAAAAAUUGGAUAGAAAACCCUCAAAGAUUGUUUGGGAUGUGCCUUGGGAAGAGCUUCUGGCACUAGAAUUAGCCAAAGCAGGUCAUAAUAAGCCAUCACAUUUGAUCAUCCAUCUCAAGCACUUUAGGAAGUCAGAAAGCUUUGUACGAGUUGUCAGGUGCAAUGUAGAUGAAGAGGAAGGACAAGAACCUCAAGCUGUUAUGAUUUGUAGUUGCAUACGGAGAAUGUGGAAAGCUGCUCGCCAAUCUGAUUUGGAAGUCCUGACUUUGAAGGUUCCUUCAAGCCAGCGCCAUGUCCAAUUUGCCUGGGAUGAAUCAAACGGGAGGGAUUCCUAUAAAAGCAUUAAACCUAUGAUCAAACCAAGAGGACUCUCUUCGGCUGGUUCACUUUCUGAUGAGAUGAGAUUCAAGAAGCAUUGUGUGAAUUUUCGGAAGAUAUGGAGCAGUGAACAAGAAUAUAAAAGUAGAUGUACAUUAUUUCCAAAGCAGGUUGUUGAUGAUGGUACCAUAUGCAGCAUUUGGAGACCUUUUUGUCCAAAUGGAUAUGUUUCUGUUGGGGAUGUGGCUCAUAUAGGAAAUCAUCAACCUCAUGUAGCGGCAAUCUACAGGGAAUCUGCUGGAAACUUCUCGCUCCCUGUGGGUUAUGACCUAGUAUGGAGGAACUGUUCCAAUGACUACAAUUCACCUUUGUCCAUUUGGCUUCCAAGACCUCCAGAUGGGUUCAUUGCAGUUGGCUGUGUAGCAGUUUCUGAUUUUGAGGAGCCCCCACUUGAUUCUGCAUAUUGCGUAAGUGCGGAAUUGGCAAUAGAGACAGAAUUUGAAGAACAAAUGGUGUGGAGUGCUCCAGAUUCUUAUCCGUGGGCUUGCUACAUUUAUCAAGUGCACAGCGAAGCGCUUCAGUUCAUUGCGCUCCGUCAGCUAAAAGAAGAAUCCGACUGGAAACCCAUGAGAGUUUCUCAACAUGAUCUCCCACAGUUGUCAGAAGCUUCAGCAGAUCAAUAGAUGAAUUCAACACAUACAAGAUAUGGCUUGAAUCGAUUGAUUGAUGUUCGUAAACGUAUAUUGGCGUGCACCGGAAAUGUUUUGAACGUACAUGUUUUAGGUUUCGUUUGAUUCCCCCUGCAUUUUUUUCAUUCUUAAACGGAGUAUUACAACGGAGAAGUAAAAUUUUUUUUCUUCUCAAAUCGGCGAAAAUACAGAGGUAUAGCAAAAGGUCUUUUGAAAAAGUUGUGGAAACAAACAUUAAAAUAGUAAAAAUUUCACCAAUUGAAAUGACAACCAAAGGAAGCCUUAGAAAUCAAGGCAAAGAGGACUGCCUAGUUAUUUUUUUAUUGAUGGCGGUUGGCUCGGAAUAUUUUUUGUGUGAUAUAUAUGUAUAAUUCCUUCUGGCUCCAUAUUAUGGGAAUUGGGCAUUUUCUUUUGAGCAUAUAAUUCAUUUUUGUGCA
Dendrobium catenatum is the source of this 7623-nucleotide messenger RNA. RefSeq lists its product as uncharacterized. Bases 116 to 7180 code for a protein of 2354 amino acids. Lineage: Eukaryota; Viridiplantae; Streptophyta; Magnoliopsida; Asparagales; Orchidaceae. Gene Ontology annotation, cellular component: extrinsic component of membrane. The transcript has 30 exons. Gene Ontology annotation, biological process: protein retention in Golgi apparatus; protein targeting to vacuole. The record is from RefSeq and is a predicted model, not a curated record.